This is a messenger RNA of Chironomus riparius, 1575 nucleotides long. The record is from the annotation of a GenBank genome assembly. Lineage: Eukaryota; Metazoa; Arthropoda; Insecta; Diptera; Chironomidae.
CCCAAACUCUCUAAAAUAGACACAUCAAUCAGCUGACACAUACUCUCAAUGCACGCGAGGAAAAAAACAGUAUAAUUAUCUCAUCUCAGUGUCAACAGCUCUCUGUAAUAGAGAUCAAAUUCUCAGUUUCGUUAUCAGUGUAAAUUAGUCAGUUUAAACAGUGUGUUUGCCUCGUUCAUGCCUAAUUUAGCGAAAAGAACCUUAAGAAUGGCUAAAAUAAUCGGUGGAAAUAGCAAAAAAGAUAGUAUAGUGUACUCAAUUUCAAUGCGAGAGUGUUUUGUGAUAUACGUCCAAAGUAUAAUUAUUGGGAUCUAUAUUUUAUUCAAGAAUGCAGUCUUUUACAUCAGAAGUUACGUCGAUAAAAAGUUCGGAGUGUCUAAAAAGAGAAUCAUAAGAAAAUUUAAUGUAUUAUCAUCAAUAACUGACAAAUCAUCUAAAAAUAGAAUAAAUGGAACCAAGAACAACUUAAAUCGAUCGAUUACACCCGGAACUCAUAGAUCUGAUCUCGGAGAACAUAAAUUUAUAAGAAUUAAGCAAACGAGAUUUCAUUACGUCGAGAAAGGUGAGAAAAAUGAUCGAGUUGUUUUGUUACUUCAUGGGUUUCCCGACUGUUUUUAUGGAUGGAGGAAUCAAAUUGAUAUUUUAUCAGACCAGAACCAUGUGAUUGCACUUGACCUGAAAGGAUUUAAUAAUUCCGAUAAACCAUUGACUUACUGCCAUUAUAAGCCUGACCGAAUUUGUUACGAACUGAAAUGUUUCAUUGAUGCUUUGCAAAUUAAAUCAUUUUGCAUAAUUGGACAUGAUAUUGGUGCUCUACUGGGAUGGAUAUUUACGCUAAAAUACCCAGAUUAUGUGAAUAAAUUCAUCUCCAUUUCCACACCGCAUCCGAAUUUAUUUUGGAAUACAGCCAAGGGUUCAAAAAUGACGAAUUUCUGGUUCAAUAUGAUUCAGAUACCCUUUUUACCUGAAAUGGAAUUGAGUAAGGAUAAUUCGUUUAUUCACGAGACAUACAAGCAUUUAAUCGUUAAUGGGUCAUCGAAUGAGAUUAAUGAGAGCAAGCAGAGCAUUUUAAUGGAGACAUAUGACUAUGUCUUUAGUCAGUAUGAGGACUACUCGGGAGGUUUACAUUAUUUAAGGAAUUUGCGUCUGUGUCGAGUUGACGAGUCUUGCUUAAUCAGAUGUCCAUGUAUUCUCAUCUUUGGAACAAACAACUCAAAUUUUAAACUUGACAGUGCGAUUAGAAGUGCUGAAUAUUGUGAGAAUCCUCUAAUUAAAAUAAUUGACGGUGCCGGUUAUUGGCCACAUCAAACACAUGUUGACGAGAUGAAUAAAAUUUUAUUAAAAUAUUUGGUGGGGGAGAAGAAGAGUACUGAGGAAAUUGAGUCAAGCUCUCCUUCUAGUAGUCCAUUAAGGAAGGGAUUAAUGAGUAGAGUUAUGGAUAAAAUGUAUAGUGUUGGUCAACAAUAUGUGGUUUAAUUUGUAUCAUUUUAGUGUAAAAUUUAUCGAUAUUUAACUUAAUUAAUGUAAUUUAAUAAAUCCUUUUGUCAUAUGUACCUCAAUGCUAAUUGUUUUUAU